AUACAGACGUGAACGGCAGCUAAACACAGCAGCAGAAAAAUUAAAUAUCGAGUUUCGAACUUUGGCGCGACUUUCGCAGUGAACAUAAAAUAAAAUAAAAAUAAAAACAAGUAAUAUUUCUAAAGUGUUGGCAAAUUAAAAGCAACUGCAAAAGCAACAAGUGCAAUAAAGUGCAUAGUUUUUUUAAAGCAAAGUGUUGCCAAGUGUAGCACACACAGCACACAUACGUACAAAUAAUUUUAUACAUACACACAUAGCUCGCAGCUAACUUGGCAAGUGGACAUGUCUGCGUCUACUAAACUGGAGCAGCACUCCAAGCCCAUACUGAGUCCAACACGAUCCCUUGAUGAAGGUUUUGAAAGUGAUCCGGAUCGGGUUUCAACCGAUUCAGAGCAUCAAAUAAAUAACAGCAACAACAACAGCAAUAACAAUGCCAGCAAGUUGGCGCAGCUUAGCUCAGCGGCAACGGGCGGUGCCAGCAACAACAGCAGCAGCAACAGCAGCAACAACAGUAGCAACAACAAUAGCAACCUGACAGAGAAACGCGGCGCACUUAGCUUGGCCGCGCCGCAGUUGCAGCGUCGCGAUUACUACAAGGAUCAAUUGCAGCAGCAACAACACCAUCACCAACACCAACAGCAACAACAGCAGCAACAGCAGCAGCAACAACAGCAACACCAGCAGCAGCACCAGCAGCAGCAACUCAAACAACAACAACAACAGCAUCAGCAGCAGCGCCUGCAAUAUCAAAAGCAACGCCAACCGAUGGUUGCCAGCGCCGCUGCUACCAUUCACAAUCAUCGCUUGACCAGCGGCGUUGGCGUUGGCGCCGGCGCUGCAGCGGCCGCUGCUGCUGGAUAUCGGCGCGGUCGUCGCCUGCAUGUGACGCCGCCUGCGCGUCACGCGAUGCGCUCGCAUUCGGUGGACGCGAUUGCCAGGCAGCGCCAUGGCUACGAUCCGAGCAGCCUUAUCCUUAAGCACGAUGGCAACGGCAAUGUGAGCAGCUGCAGUAGCAGCAGCGUUGGCGUCGGCGGUGGCGGCAGUGCCAACAGUCGCAUGCUCAACUACAAGAGCGGCGCAUCGAGCGCAGGCUCUGCGGCAGCAGCAGCAGCAGCCGCAGCAGCAGCCGCGGCCGGGCAGCCAGCGUUGCUUGUGCAGCCCAUCUCGAGCGCCACGCUAUCGCCGCUGGCGGGCGUCGGAGUGGACGGCGUGGGUGUGGAGGGCAAUGGCAGUGCAUCGCCCGUUAUUGCCUCAGCCACGCACAGCCUGUACACCUUCUAUCCGGCCGAGGGCAACCUGCAGGUGUGGCAGACCGAGUGCGGGGAUCUGACCUACAAAUCGUCGAGGAAUAUGCAUCAGUUACACAAGGCGCCCGUAUGCUGGACGCAGUCCAUACCCAGGCAGGCAAGACGGUACAUUACGCCAGCCGCCGCAGCAACAACAACAACACAAGCCGUAAGCCCAAACUGCAGCUCAACGGGCGGCACAAGUCUGGCGGUUUAUCCAACAGCCACGGCACAGGUGUACCGCUCCAACAACGGACUCGAUGUCCUCGACUGCGCCGGCCUGGAGCACCAUAGUGGAGCAACAGGAACAGCAACCGGCAGCAAUUCCAGCGGCAGCGGCUUUUCCCAGCGACUACGUGAGUUGGCCGCCUCCGCUGGAUUGUUGUCACUGAAGCCACGCCAGCCGCUGAAGCCUGUGAUUAAGACGCGAGGCUCGCCGGGUCCCGAGUUUCCCAAGAAGGUCACCUUCAGCGCCUUCGCCACGGUGCAGGUGGUGUGAUUUUCCAACACUGAACCCGGCAGUUGCGUGUUGGGGACGCAGGCACUAUAUGGCUAGGUGGCACGUGUCUUGCAUUGUUAACCAUUAUUGUUGUUUUGUUGCUGUUAUUAAAUGUUUAGCAUUACUAUGGAUCGACAUCUGGCAGACUUGGAGAAAAUAUUCCUUAAGUUAGAUUUAUGUUUGUGCCAUGUCUUUGGCUUGAAUCUGUUAUGAAAUAUGUACCAAUAUAUGUAUGCUCCAUAGCUGAAAAUACCUCAAAGACCCUACAACCAUCUUAAAUUUGAAUAUCCAGCACAAUCCUUAAAUCAAUCAUCAAUUGCACCAACUUCCUCUCUCUGUCAAUGUUUUAAACACUUUUCCUGGAAGACUGACGUUCUUUUCGAUUUCACAGUUCCUUUCACUAUGUAUUUCACUAUUCACACCUUUAUUUUCCUAAAUCCUUACCAGUAUUUUCCCCAUCUUUGUAUUUCUUGGCAAUAGUAAAUUGUAAUCACAAUCCUUAAUUGAUGACUAUACACAAAAAUUCUAAUAUUUUCUAUCGAAUUGUAAAUAUGUAUGAAUUUUUGCAGUCAUAAAUGUAUAUGUGGCGUUUAUAUGUGUAAUAUGUAAGUCUGCUUGAGUGUAUUUGUAAAUAUACCAGAACUUUACAUAUGUAUUGUAGAAAACACGAUAUAAGAGUAAACUGAAAGAUAAUUAUGCUUAUGUAUGUAACUGCCUUCUAUGUACACGAAAUAUAAACACAAUUGCUGUAUAUUGUAUUCUAAAUCUAUGAUUAAACACAUUAAUUUAAGCUAAUAUUAUGGAUGAUCGAAUAAAAACGAGAGAACAACAAA
Messenger RNA from Drosophila navojoa, 2618 nucleotides. RefSeq lists its product as uncharacterized. The record is from RefSeq and is a predicted model, not a curated record. NCBI's taxonomy places the organism in Eukaryota, Metazoa, Arthropoda, Insecta, Diptera, Drosophilidae.